Messenger RNA from Knipowitschia caucasica, 495 nucleotides. NCBI's taxonomy places the organism in Eukaryota, Metazoa, Chordata, Actinopteri, Gobiiformes, Gobiidae. The record is from the annotation of a GenBank genome assembly.
AUGUGGGUUUUUUGGUUGGGUGUGGGGUGUGUGGGUGGGUGGGAUGGGGGGGGGGGGGGGGAAUAUUUUGGGGGGUGUGUGGGGGGGGUGGGGGUGGGGUGUGGUUGGGUUUGGGGUAUGGGUGUGGUGGUUGAGUGUUUUGUGGGGGGGUUGUUGGGGGGGGGGUGGGGGGGGUGGGGGGGUUGUUUUGGGUUUGUUGGGUGGGGGUUUUGGGGGUAUUGUGGGGGUGUUUGGUGGGGGGUGGGGGUGGUGGUUUUGGGGUGUAUUUUUGUGUUGGGGUGUAUGGGGGGGGUGGGGUGUUGUUUGUGGGGUUGUGGUUGGGUUGUAUGGGGGUGGGGUUGUGGUGGUGGUUGGUUGUGUGGGGGGUGUUGGUGUUUUGUGGUGGGGGGUGUGGUUUUUUGGUGGGUGGUAUGGGGUGUGUGGUGGGUUUGGUUUGGGUUUGGGGGGUGUGGGUGGGUUGUUGGGGGUUGUAUAGGUGAUGAAUUGUGUGGAUAG